Rosa chinensis is the source of this 1138-nucleotide messenger RNA. Its product is annotated as peroxidase 5. Gene Ontology annotation, cellular component: plant-type cell wall; plasmodesma. NCBI's taxonomy places the organism in Eukaryota, Viridiplantae, Streptophyta, Magnoliopsida, Rosales, Rosaceae. Gene Ontology annotation, molecular function: heme binding; peroxidase activity. The transcript has 2 exons. The coding region runs from base 49 to 1029 and encodes 326 amino acids. Gene Ontology annotation, biological process: response to oxidative stress; hydrogen peroxide catabolic process. The record is from RefSeq and is a predicted model, not a curated record.
UCAAUCAUUCAGUUUUUCAUAUCACCACUGGCUCCACUAUACUUUGAAAUGAGUAACUCAAUGUUAAGGUUGUGCUUGAUCUUCCUAACCAUGUCUAUGAUGGUCUUCAUGUCAUCAGCCAUAACCCCCAGAGUUGGUUUCUAUAGAACAAGUUGUCCUUCUGCAGAAGCAAUUGUGAGAAAAGCUGUACACAAAGCCGUGGCGAAGAAUCCUGGCAUUGCUGCUGGCCUUAUCAGAAUGCAUUUCCAUGAUUGCUUUGUCAGGGGUUGUGAUGCAUCUGUCCUACUUGAUUCAACUCCUGGAAAGCUAUCUGAAAAAGAACAUCCGGCAAACAACCCAAGCUUAAGAGGCUUUGAAGUGAUCGAUCAGGCAAAGGCGGAACUUGAAUCUCUAUGCCCGAGAACUGUGUCAUGUGCUGACAUUCUUGCAUUCGCAGCUCGUGACGGUGCCUUGGCAGUUGGUGGCAUAAACUACCAAGUGCCUUCAGGGAGGCGUGAUGGGAGAGUUUCAUUAUUUGACGACCCUUCCCAAGAUCUUCCUUCUCCUUCUUCGAAUGCCAAGGAGCUCGGGGAUAGUUUUGCACCCAGCAAAGGCUUUAGCUUGGAUGAAAUGGUUACAUUAUCUGGGGCGCAUUCCAUUGGUGUGUCACAUUGUUCUUCCUUCACGAACCGCUUGUAUUCCUUCAAUAAAACUCACCCACAAGACCCUUCCUUGGAUCCCAAGUUUGCUAGGGACUUGAAAGCCAAGUGUCCUCCAUCCUCAUCAAACAAUGUAGUCCAACUUGAUGGUCUUACACCAAACAGGCUUGACAAUAAGUACUACACCAACUUGAUGAACCAUCGUGGCCUAUUUGAGUCGGAUCAAACUCUUCUUAGCAGCCAUUCAACGGCGGGGAUGGUGAGGAAUAAUGCUAGACUUGGUCCAGCUUGGGCUAAGAAUUUUGCAUCCGCUAUGGUGAAAAUGGGUUCCAUUGAUAUCCUCACAGGAAGACAGGGUGAGAUCAGAAAAAAGUGCAGGGUUGUGAACUAGCUAGCUAGAAGAACUCUAAGGGUUUGUUGGUUCGAUCAUAUUGAAUUUGUUUGUUUGUUGUCACCGUUUUUUCAUCAGUUAGGUAAAAUUCUUUCGUCUAAUUAUUUGA